Aethina tumida (small hive beetle) is the source of this 4602-nucleotide messenger RNA. It is a transcript of the gene Taf4, whose product is annotated as transcription initiation factor TFIID subunit 4. NCBI's taxonomy places the organism in Eukaryota, Metazoa, Arthropoda, Insecta, Coleoptera, Nitidulidae. Gene Ontology annotation, biological process: DNA-templated transcription; transcription initiation at RNA polymerase II promoter. The transcript is spliced from 9 exons. Gene Ontology annotation, cellular component: transcription factor TFIID complex. Bases 253 to 2778 code for a protein of 841 amino acids. The record is from RefSeq and is a predicted model, not a curated record. Gene Ontology annotation, molecular function: protein heterodimerization activity; DNA binding; RNA polymerase II general transcription initiation factor activity.
UGCGGGAUCGGAAGGUGAAACUGGUGCGAGAAUGUCCGCGUUAAUACUGGUACUGAGGCAAUUUCGCGUUAGAGUUCCGAACGAAUUUCGCCCCCGAAAACAUGCACAAAACAAGUUGUGUGGUUUAUAGAGGCGCGAUCGGAAGUUCUGUUUCAUAUGCUUUUCUGCAUCGGCCGAGUCGAGUGGCCGGUACGCGCAGCCGCCGCGCGCUAAGACGCGUGCGCUCCUCACUUUUCAGUUGGGUCUCGGAAAAUGGCGUCGGCAAAGUUUCUCGAGGAAGCUCUGAGCACGGAUGUCGACGAAUCGGCCGUGAACGCGAUCGUGGGCUCCUUGGAGAACCAGCUGGUGACGUCGACGCCCGCCGCGUCGGCACACGGGACGGCGGGCGCCGUCCUCUCCCAGAACCACGUAAACAGCGCGAUCCCGAACGGCGGGAUUGUCGGCCCGCAACAAAAGCACGGCACCGUCGCCAACGGGGACUCGAUCACGGACCCCGCUAAGUCCGUCAACAGUGCCAUGAUUGUUGGGGGGCCCGCACUCACCACCAGCUUCGACGCGAGAACGGCAUCGGAGCCUGUGAAGAUAGUGUACACCCAGGGCCAGGCUUCGCAAGUUCUGCCCAGAGUCUCCAUUCCCAAUGGCACUUUGGGCCUGCAGCAGACGGUGCUACAGUCCAAUGCGGCGGGCAAACAGCCCACGCUUGUGUUAAAGACGAGUGGGGCGCAGGCCCCUAGUGGUAUCGUGACAGUGCCCAUGAACGUUACGUCGACAGUGCCCCAAGCCAAUAACGUAGGUAGUCCCAGCACCCAAUCCCCUAACAUCCUAUCCAAUCUCCAAGUGGUCAAUGUCAGACCUGGAGUUCCCUCACAGCAGCAGAAGGGACAACCAGCCCGUGUAGUGCUCAGUGCACCUCAAAUUGUAGGGGCCCGACCUGGAGCUCCACAAUUAACUCUUCAGUCAUUUCCUGGCCUGCAACCGGGUCAGCAAGGGGCACUGUUAUUGAAAACAGAAAAUGGACAAUACCAACUACUGAGGGUGGGUCCACCAGCAGCCGCCAACCUGACGAACACAUCGCAGCCCUCUGGACAGCCGGUGACGUUCAGAAUGCAAACAGUUGUAACACAACCACAGAUCAGUACAGCAACAAGUCCUGCACAAGCGGGAGGUACAACGACGGUCACAUCAGCGCCACAAGCCGGACAAACGGUCCAGACGCCGCAGAAAGACAAUACCAAAGAAAAGUGCCGAAAGUUCCUAGCAAAUCUAUUAGAAUUGUCCAGCCGAGAGCCGAAACAGGUAGAAAAGAGUGUCCGGACGCUGAUACAAGAACUAAUCGACAUGAGGGUCGAACCGGAAGAUUUUUGCGACAAACUAGAAAAGUUGCUUAACGCCUCCCCACAACCGUGCCUCAUUGGAUUCUUAAAGAAAAGUCUACCGUUGCUGCGGCAUUCGCUGGCGACGCAGGAACUGACGAUAGAGGGCAUCCGUCCGCCGCCCGCGAACGUGGUGUUCUCGAUAGCAGGCGCCACGCCCACCGUGCAAACGGUGGUGCGACCCGCGAUGACGACGACGGCGCAGUCCGGCCAACAGCAGGUUACGGGCGCCGUGCAACAGCAACAGGUGAGGAUCGUGGGGCCGGCGACGGUUGUGCGGCCGGCUGGUGUGGCAUCAACGGCCGGCGCCCAGGUUCUUCAACAGAGGCUUGUCACACCCGUGAGGGCGACGGCACCCGGAGCCACGCGUAUGGUGACGGCCAUAAGGCAGCCGGGCAACGUGAUAGUGAGCGGGUCACAGCCGCCCGCUCUUCAUCCAGUCUAUCCCAACAAUCAGGUUAGGACGGUGGGCCCCGGCGGACAGAUUAGGCAGCCCAUAACCAUCAGGGCGGGCACGCCGAUCACCGCGGCCAAACAACCGGCCGUCGCGCAAGUCAAGAUAGCCGGCGGCCUGAAAACCACAGUGCCUUCGGCCGUGAAUCGGCUUCAAACCAAGGAAAAGGAGAAGAAAACGUUCUCGUCCGCAUAUACGGGCGACGAUGACAUAAACGACGUGGCCGCCAUGGGCGGCGUCAAUCUGGCCGAGGAAUCACAGAAAAUUUUAGGCUCGACGGAAUUCGUCGGUACGAAAAUACGUUCGUGCAAAGAGGAGGUGUUGUGUUCUAUGGGCCCGUUGCAACAAAAAAUAAGACUGGCCAUGGCACGGCACGGCCUCGAAGACCCCGGUUCGGAAGUAGCUGCCUGCAUAUCGCACGCCGCCCAGGAGCGGAUCAAGAACCUCAUCGAAAAGAUGGCCAUUAUUACUGAGCACCGCCUUGAAAUCGUCAAGGCUGACCAACGAUACGAAAUCACACACGACGUGAAAGGUCAGUUGAAAUUUUUGGAAGACCUUGACAAGGCUGAAAGAAAGAAGCACGAAGAACUGGAGAGGGAGAUACUGCUGCGAGCGGCGAAGAGCAGAUCGAAGACGGAGGACCCGGAACAGGCGAAGCUGAAGGCUAAAGCCAAGGAAAUGCAGCGAGUGGAGAUGGAGGAGCUGCGACAGAGGGAGGCAAAUGCCACCGCCCUUCAAGCCAUCGGUCCGAGGAAGAAGCCACGGCUCGACGGGGACACGCUUUCCGGCAGUUUGCAGGCGAAUGUCGGAGGGGUGAACAGCGGGAUCAGGGGCCAGAUGCCGCUCAGACAGCGAAUGAAGAAGGUUACCCUGCGGGAUUUGCAGUUCCUGUUCGAGUCGGAGAAGGAUCUGUGCAAAAGUAAACUGUUGUUCAAGUCGUAUCUCAAGUGAUGCAAGCUUCUUCUUGUCAGUGUUGUGAUAUUUACCACGGACACGUUCGUCGUUGGUUGUCUGCGCCGACACUUGUUCUCAAAUUGUUUGUUUCAUCUGUUCACGAGAAGUGUAUGACGCGCCCGUUUUUUCUAUAAAUGUUCUUUGUUAUUUGUACAUUUGUAUAAUUGAUAUGAUCGAAUUAGUUAAGCUUAAAAAACAUAUUGUUGUGGGUUUUGGCGACGGCACGGGCAAAUCUGAGCGUUCAAAGCGGCGAGACUUGGCCUCGAAUGUGUAAUACAAACGAAAAAUGUUGUUAUAAGACAUUGCUAGCUCAAAUUAAGGCUCAAAUACCAUUUUAACUAUUUAAUCAGAACGGAUUUGAAAUAUACAAGAUUCUUUAUUAUUAUGUAUUUGAUCUCUUUAUUAAAUUUAAUUUUAAAUCUGACUUUACAAGCAGUUAACAUGACUGAAAAAGACCACAGAGAAGUGUCAUUGCUUGACACCACUUAUAAAACAGAUAAAACCAAUGGUACAAACAAAUAGAUCAAUUUUAAAAUAUAUCCAAUAUAAUAUUUAUCUUUUUUAUAGGUAAUUAGAUAUAAUAUAUUUGAUAACGUGGCAGUAUUCGGUUUAAAUAAGUCUUAUCGUCGACCACUGAACUAAAUACAUGCGCACUCUCCAACCCAUGGAUUCAUCACGGCACAUUUAAUUUAAAUCUAGUCUAAAAAACGUCCAACGCGUCCCCCAGAUGAAAAAGUCCGCGACUCGCGCUUUUCCAUAUUUAUAAUUCUUCCGAUUUUCAUCUUGUGGACGGGCGAACGCGUGAUGACCAGCCCUCGGGGCACAAUUUUGGCCAGUCUUUGACGUAUGGCGGUUUUUUCGGUGCUACCCAAACGACAGUGAGCGUCAAUCAAAUACGUAAAUUGGAAAACUAUUCGGAUUUGCCGGCCGGUCACCUCCGAUAUAUCUGUGUGGUUGGGUCGACUUGUUGAGGGGCACCUCGACGACCGUUCUGAUGAGGGUUUUCUUAUUGUAAAUGACGGAAUUAUUAUCGGUAAUGAUUUAUUGUGGAAUAUUUUUGCCCGUGGACGGCCGUCGAUGGGGACCAAUGAGGACUGCAGUCACAGAAUAAAUAUUAUAUUGUAUAGUUGGAAAUUUUUGGCACCAAGGGAGAGAAUGUGAGAGAGAGCGAGUGAUGUUGUUUUGUAUCAAAACUGUAGCAAAUAUACCUGAAAUUAGAACCUGGUUUUGCACGCCAGUGUCCGUCGACAGGUGCAGUUGGUUGUUCAUUGAAUGCGUAAUUUAUUCUAAAUUUGCGUAGAUAAUCAUUGUAGUUAAAAAGAGAAUUGUCCGUAAACAUUCCAUUUUUCAGAGGUUUUAUAAAAUUUUCGUGCUGCGGUAAGAUAGUUCUCUAUUUAAGCUGUGAUAAAAUUUUUAUUGAACAACAGGGUUGAUCAUUUUUUACAUGGAAUUACCGAGAAAUUCAAUUUAUUUUUCUUACGGACCCUCUGCACUUUUUGGUGGGCAUCGGCGCAUUUAUUUUCUUACUUUAGAACACUAAUAGAAUCGUUUUGAAUAUAGAGUUUUGUUAAGAGGAUGACACAUCUUCAGUAAAAUAAUAAAUAUAUAUAUCAUAAUUUUUUCUACAAUUUCAUGUACAUAUACUGUAGAUUUUCUAUACCAAUAUCAAUUUUUUCUUUAUAAGAAAAUAUUUUAAAAAAAGGUCAUGUUAAUAAUCUGUAAUUAGUUGUAUAAUUGUUUUUUUUUAAAUCUAAUAUGAGUAUAGAUAUAUAAUUUUUGUUAUAGAUUAAUAUUUAAUAUAAUAAAACGAUAAAAGGCGAA